UAAUUUGGUUGAUCACAAUCGCGUUCAUACAGGGGAGAAAGCAUAUCAUUUUGAUAUCUGUGGUAAACCAUUCUCUCGUAAUAGUAAUUUGGUUGAUCACAAUCGCGUUCAUACAGGGGAGAAAGCAUAUCAUUUUGAUAUCUGUGGUAAAUCAUUCUCUCGUAAUAAGAGUCAUUUGGUUUAUCACAAACUUACACAUACAGGAGAGAAACCAUAUCAAUGUAAUUACCAUGCUAAAUCAUUUGCCCUUAAUUGUCAAUUGGUUACUCACAAACGUGAGAAACCCUAUCACUGUUUUGUUUGUGAAUAUCAGAUCAUGUUGACAUAA
Messenger RNA from Octopus sinensis (East Asian common octopus), 328 nucleotides. RefSeq names its product zinc finger protein 436-like. Gene Ontology annotation, molecular function: RNA polymerase II cis-regulatory region sequence-specific DNA binding; DNA-binding transcription factor activity, RNA polymerase II-specific. The transcript is spliced from 3 exons. The record is from RefSeq and is a predicted model, not a curated record. Gene Ontology annotation, biological process: regulation of transcription by RNA polymerase II. Lineage: Eukaryota; Metazoa; Mollusca; Cephalopoda; Octopoda; Octopodidae. The annotation marks the transcript as partial.